GUUUGCUACCGAUUAUCUUGGACGAAGAGUAAACUCUUUUAAAAAAAUAAUCAUCGUUAAGCAAUAACUAUCUGAAAAAUUGGGAAGUGAAGCGUAAGGAAGGAGAGAGAGAAAAGCGUGUGGGAUGAGCAAGGGCGUGGGAAAUGUGGUGUGUGUGACCGGUGCUUCCGGUUUCAUGGCUUCAUGGAUCGUCAAAUUCCUUCUCCAACGCGGUUACACCGUCAGAGCCACCGUUCGCGAGCCUAGCAAUCCGAACAAGGUUGACCACUUGCUCAGACUGGAGGGCGCAAAUGAGAGGCUGCAGCUCUUCAAGGCGGAUCUGCUGGAAGAAGGUUCCUUCGACUCCGCCGUCGACGGCUGCGACGCUGUUUUUCAUACCGCUUCACCUGUUCGUCUAGGGCCUGUCAACGAUCCACAGGCCGAGUUAAUUGAUCCAGCAGUAAAGGGAACUCUUAAUGUUCUCAAAUCAUGUGCAAAAUCACCAUCUGUGAAACGGGUUAUCUUCACUUCUUCUGUUUCUGCAGUUAUAUUUAAUGAAAGACCUAAAACUCCUGAAGUAGUAGUUGAUGAGACAUGGUUUUCAAAUCCAGACUUCUGUAGGGAAUUGGAGAGGUGGUACUCGCUUUCAAAGACUUUGGCUGAGGAUGCUGCCUGGAAAUUUGUAAAUGAAAACAAUAUUGACAUGAUUACUAUUAACCCAGUAAUGGUGUCAGGACCUCUCUUACAAUCAGAGAUUAAUGAAAGCGUUGAGCCAAUUUUGAACCUAAUAAAUGGUAAACAAUUUCCAAAUAAAUCUUUUGGAUGGGUGGAUGUGAAAGAUGUUGCUAACGCUCAUAUUCUAGCAUAUGAGAUUGCUUCUGCUUGUGGACGAUACUGUUUGGCUGAGAGAGUCAUACACUUUUCUGAGCUUGCUCGGAUUUUACGUGAUAUGUACCCCACGUUACAAAUUACAGAUAAGUGUGAGGUGGAUGAGGCGUAUAUGCCAACAUACCAGAUUUCCACGGAAAAGGCAAAAAAGAGUUUGGGAAUAGACUUUACUCCUUUGGAAGUGAGUCUUAAGGAGACAGUGGAAAGCUUCAGAGAAAAGGACAUUGUUAACUUUUAAUUCUUGAUAUAUCCUACAUGAAUAAAUGUUAAUGACUACGAUAAACUCCAUGCUUGAGAAGGAAUAAGGCUUGUAUUUAAUCAAACAGGAUAAUUGUUAUAUUAAUAAAGGACCAAAUAAAAAAAAGAAAUUGCAUUU
Molecule: messenger RNA, 1243 nt
Organism: Cajanus cajan (pigeon pea)
Lineage: Eukaryota; Viridiplantae; Streptophyta; Magnoliopsida; Fabales; Fabaceae
Product: cinnamoyl-CoA reductase CAD2
Molecular function (GO): oxidoreductase activity, acting on the CH-OH group of donors, NAD or NADP as acceptor
Source: RefSeq, a predicted model, not a curated record